This is a messenger RNA of Sabethes cyaneus, 1665 nucleotides long. RefSeq names its product divergent protein kinase domain 1C (gene aln). The record is from RefSeq and is a predicted model, not a curated record. Bases 1 to 1233 code for a protein of 410 amino acids. Lineage: Eukaryota; Metazoa; Arthropoda; Insecta; Diptera; Culicidae. The transcript has 4 exons.
AUGCUGCUGCUGACAAAGAAGGAGUGGAAAAAUCUCGCCCGAAGGUUACGCUUUUCGCCGCGGAAACGCCACUACAUUAUUUCGGUCCUGGUGAUCCUGGUGGUAGUUUCCUUGGUGUACUGUACCGUCACCUCGUCCUAUUACUGCUUCGACACCGGAGUCGAGUGGAAAGUUAAUAAAUUUUGCAAGCGCUACCGCACGGAGGGCGCUUCUGGCUAUCUAUGUCAGGACUUUUGCAGCUGGGAUUUUCAUUGUCCGAAACCGAACCUGGAAAUCCAUCACCCGCAUCGGUUUCAAACCAAAAAGCUCGGAGAUCCACUUACCAUCAUCCAAGCAGUUCCGAACGAAAAUUAUGAGAAAUUAUUCUGGGUGGACAGCCUUUAUCAGAAGGAGCACUAUCCAACGGAAACCGAGUAUGAAAACAUCGUCAGACGGUACAUAACGAACAAGUACAACAUGGAGAUUCCCUUCGAUAAGAUGCGUUCUUUGUUGAGACUUUCGCACAAGCAGCACGUGUCAAUGUUUCAUAACAGUAUGCGCGAUAGUUGGAAUCUAAUUCAGAAUCAUGAGUACGCUAUGAUGAGUAUGUUCAGCGAGAAGGAUCUGUUUCCGUUCGUGACCGGUAACUGCGGAGAGGUGUUUGCUUCCGAGCAUCUGGAAUCGGUUGAUUUCGAAGAGGAUCGGUAUUACUACACGAAGCACAUCGAUACGGACCGCUGGCGGUACCAUAUUAAGGUGGCAGUUCUGAUUUUGGACUAUAUCGACGAGCUGGACCAGCACGAACUUCAGAUGUGCCACGUGGACCUGACCCGGUUUGGGAUCAACAACAAUCGACUGAAGUACGACGAUUUACGGUUUCUGUAUACGGAGUAUACUAUCAACAGGAAGAUGUCCAGCGGGAGUCACUGUACGCGGGAUGAGCAUUGCAACUUUAUGCUCUGCCGAUCCGAGUGCAAUGUGGAGAAGAGCUGGUGCGAGUCGACGGUGUUGAAUAAUAAUGUUCAAAUCGUUUGUGAAAAGAUAUUCCUCGGCACCGAAAGCUCGCCGGGAAUCCUAAUCACCCAGAAAACUCCCCAACGGCUGGCUAUGCUGCUCAAACGGUGCGCCAAUCCAACGGAGGAUCGCGACAUUUCCCGGGCCCGGCCGCUGGGUGCUUCCGAGGAGCUCAAGAAACAGCUAUACAAUGAAUUGACCAGCAUCUACGAGAAGCUCGCCACGAUCACCGCUCCCUGAAAUGUCUCUAUAUUCUGUAAGACUUUGUGUAGUACGUGUGUGUAAUGCUGGUUCAUGUUUUCGAACCGUCUAACCGUAGUGUACUGCUGGUUGCAAUGGUCGUCCGUGUGGGUGUCAAAUGUCGAAAAACCAAAAAAUCGAUUUCUACGUUGAAUGUGGUUUCAUUCUAGAAGCAAACAUGAGAGUUAAUAUUUUUUAGAGUUUUAGUAGCUUUGAUCGCUAGAUUUUUCAACGAGCCCAAAACUGUCAAUACAAUCAAUUGAGAUGUAAAAGUUCAACAUUUUUCUUAACGUCCUUCUAAUUUAGAAUAGAAACAACAGCAGUGAUAUUGAAACUUGAGUUUACUUAAAAUCAGACCAAAAAUCAAACGUAAAUUAAGUUAGCGAACUGCACUGUAAUACCUAGCUAAGGAUCUGUUUAAAUAAACUGAAU